Messenger RNA from Entamoeba dispar SAW760, 959 nucleotides. RefSeq lists its product as uncharacterized. Lineage: Eukaryota; Evosea; Mastigamoebida; Endamoebidae. The transcript has a single exon. The record is from RefSeq and is a predicted model, not a curated record. The annotation marks the transcript as partial.
CAAUUGGUGAUGAAUGUUUUAAGGGAUGUAGUGAUAUUGAUAAUAUUAAUAUCCCCACAUAUAUUGAGUCAUUAGGAAAUAAAUGUUUUUACAGGUGUAAAUCAUUAACUUCUAUUAACAUACCAACUUCUGUUAAUAAAAUUGGAGAUGAAUGUUUUGAUGAAUGUUCAUCAUUAACAUCAAUUAAUAUACCUUCAUCAAUUAGUAAAAUAGGAGAUGAUUGUUUUAGUGGAUGUACGUCAUUAAAAUCAAUUAAUAUACCAUCAUCUGUUAGUAAAAUAGGAAAUGGUUGUUUUAAUGGAUGUAUGUCAUUAACAUCAAUUAAUAUACCAACAUCGAUUAUUGAAAUGGGAAAUGAUUGUUUUAGUUGGUGUUUAACAUUAACAUCAAUUAAUAUACCAUCGUCUGUUAGUAAAAUAGGAAAUAGUUGCUUUUACGUAUGUACAUCAUUAACAUCAGUUACUAUACCAACAUCAAUCAAUAAAAUAAGAGAUUGGAGUUUUAAUGGAUGUAUUUCAUUGAAAUCAAUUAUUGUUCCAUCGUCAAUUACUAAAUUAGGAGAUGGAUGUUUUAGAUAUUGUUCAUCAUUAACAUCAAUUAACAUCCCACCAUCUGUUAUUAAAAUAGGAAAUAGAUGCUUUUGUAAAUGUUCAUCAUUAACAUCUAUUAUUAUACCAACAUCAGUUGGAUAUAUAGACGAAAAAUGUUUUUGUAAAUGUACAUCAUUACAAUUAAUUAAUAUUCCAACAACAGUUGAGUAUAUAGGAAAUAAAUGUUUUUAUAAUUGUUUAUCAUUAACAUCAAUUAAUAUACCAUCUUCAGUUGAAUAUAUAGGAGAUGAUUGUUUUAGUGGAUGUAAAUGUGAAGAAGAACUAAAGAAGGAUAAGAGAAUAAGAGGGAUCUACAACCAAAACGAUGAAGAAAAAUCUCAGAAUGGUGAUAAAUGUGUUAUUGUCUAA